Molecule: messenger RNA, 2584 nt
Organism: Lolium rigidum
Lineage: Eukaryota; Viridiplantae; Streptophyta; Magnoliopsida; Poales; Poaceae
Product: chaperone protein ClpB-like
Exons: 7
Coding region: 339-2369 (676 amino acids)
Biological process (GO): cellular response to heat
Cellular component (GO): cytoplasm
Molecular function (GO): ATP hydrolysis activity; ATP binding
Source: RefSeq, a predicted model, not a curated record
GACGGGUAUCGGCGCCGGGGCGCACCUGACCAGGCAGAGACAACGAGGGGCCCUGUGUUACCCGCGGAGCAGCCAGCGGCGGACUGGGACUGCAGCUGCGCCGGCGCAACGAGGGGUCUUGGUGUUGAGGGGCGGAGCAAUCGUCGGUAGAUUGGGGAUUCGAGCGGCACCUGCGCCACCAGACCAGGUGGAGGCGGCGAGGACUCCUGGGCGUGGGGCGAGAAAGGGCGGACUCCGCGGUCCGCGGAGCAGGCGGCGCAGUGGCGGGGAUCAUCGAAGCAGCAAUAUAGUCGUGAUAUUUUGUUCGUCAGUUUUCUCUGAAAAAAGGACUGCAGGUUAUGGAUUUUGAUGGGGUCAUGGCAAGGAGUACAGUCUACGAUCAGCUUGAUUUUGAUGGGUUCAUGGCACAUCCUACAGUCUACGAUCGGUUGACGGCCUCUCUGUCGCGCUCUCGCGGACUUAUCUCUAGGGACGCUGGAACUUUUUUCUGCCUUGGAGUAGCUGCUGGUAUUUGUUGGGGAGCAUGGAGGUACUACCAUCGUCGUGCAUGCUUGCGGAAGUACGGCCGGGAUAUGACGGCGUCGGCUCGCAAAAUGGAUCCAGUCAUCGGCCGCGACGAUGAGAUUGAUCAUGUUGUUGACAUCCUCUGCCGCCGGAACAAGAAUUGUGUUGCGCUCGUUGGAGAUGCAGGGGUAGGCAAGACGGCUAUCGCUGAGGGCCUUGCACAGCGGAUCACCGCCGGAACGGUCCCUGAUGCUCUUGCCGGUGCGCGCGUCGUGGAGCUCGACGUCGCAGGAUUGCUGGCUGGGACUAGAUACCGCGGCAUGUUUGAGAGGCGCAUGAAGGAUGUGAUAAAGCAGGUGGAGGCUGCUGACGGCAAGGUGAUUCUGUUCAUCGAUGAGAUGCACAUGCUUCUUGGUGGCGGGCGUUCCAAGGGGAGUCGCGCGAGUGCCGCCAACAUGCUGAAGCCAGCGUUGGCCCGUGGUCGUAUCCGCUGCGUGGGUGCGACAACUUUGAAUGAGUACCGUAAUUACAUUGAGAAGGACUCCGCAUUGGAGCGGCGGUUCCAAAUGGUGCAGGUCGAGGAGCCGAGUGCACAAGCAACAAUUGCAAUGUUACAGGGGUUAAAGAAAAGGUACGAAAAGUACCACGGUGUCGAAAUCCAGGAGGCAGCUCUUGUUGCUGCCGCACAGCUUGCUGGCCGCUACAUUACUGGUCGUCAAUUCCCCGAUAAGGCAAUUGAUCUGAUCGAUGAAGCAUGCGUCACUGCAACCAAAAAACUGAGGCUGGUUGAGAACCAAGAAGACCAAUUGUACAUUGCGCAAAGUAGGGCCGCAAAUACAGUGAAGAAAGCAGUUGUUAGCCCAGAUCAUAUUGCACAAGUUGUGAGCAGAUGGACUGGAAUUCCGGUAACUGCACUUAAUCACGAGGAGAAGGAUAAGUUAAUCCGCCUAGCUGACAAACUGCAUGAGCGGGUUGUUGGCCAGGAUGAAGCGGUCAAUUUAGUUGCAGAAGCAGUGUUACGUUCCAGAGCUGGCCUUGAUCAGCCUGGCCAGCCUAUAGGCUCUUUCCUUUUCUUGGGCUCAACUGGUGUUGGAAAGACAGAGCUUGCAAAAGCUCUUGCGGAACAGCUGUUUGACAGUGAGAAGAUGUUGCUUCGCUUUGACAUGUCUGAAUAUGUUUCGUGUGGUUCUGUGUUGCGUCUCAUUGGAGCACCUCCAAGCUAUCAUGGCUAUGAAGAUGGUGGGCAACUGACUGAGAAUGUUAGGAGGCACCCAUACAGUGUCAUCCUUUUUGAUGAGGUGGAGAAAGCAGACCCCUCGGUGUUCAAUAUUUUUCUUCAAAUCCUUGAUGAUGGCAGGUUGACUGAUGGCAAAGGCCAGACUGUAGAUUUCAAGAACACCAUCAUCAUUAUGACCUCAAAUCUUGGAUCAGAUAACCUAACAUCAAGGAUGGCUAGGGAAGGCACAACGGAAGCUGCACGGGGCCUUCUCAUGAAACAGGUUCAGAAGCACUUCAAGCCAGAGUUUCUUAACAGAUUGAGUGAGAUCAUUAUAUUUGAGCCGCUUUCGCGUGACAAACUGAAGGAGAUCACAAAGAUCCAGGUGAAGAAUGUUAUUGCCAAAGUAGCUAACAAGGGCAUCUCUCUUUCUGUGAGUGAUGCUGCAGUGGACACCAUUUUAUCGGAAUCAUAUAACCCAAUGUACGGUGCAAGGCCCAUAAAGAGGUGGGUGCAGAAGAAUGUGAUGACGAUGCUCUCAAAGAUGUUGGUCAAAGGAGAAGCCAGUGAAGGCUCAACAAUCCGCAUUGAAGCGACGGACGAUCAGAAGGGGUUGGAGUACGAAGUGCUGAAGAAGGUGGAUUGCUGAUGACUGACAGUGACAGCAAUAAUUUGGUGGUAUCACUACCAUAGCAAUGAUUACUGACAAUUAAGCUUUUCACUAGUAUGAACUAUCAAAGUUAAAUGAUGUGAAAUGCUUUAUGCUAGGAGAGAUCGUGCGACCCCAGCUGCAUGUAAAAUUAUUAGUUGGUUUCUUCAUUUAUUUGCCAAAACUAUUUGUGGAGAAAGAAUGGAGUCCCUUAA